GGCCCCAUGUCAGCCGGAGCAGGCAGCACCAGCCUGCCACGGCGCUGCUCGCAGCCGGAGCCAUGACCUUAACGAAAGAGAGCUUCCACGGGGCUCUCCUGCCCGCCUCUGGAGCGGCCAAGGCCGACAUGGAUGGCACCAGAGAGAAGGAGGAGGCUCCGAGGCAGGCAGUGGUGAGGACUGGAGCAGCGGUGCCCAAGAGGCGAGCGGUGGGAAGGCUGAUCAUGCACAGCAUGGCCAUGUUCGGCCGGGAGUUCUGCUAUGCCGUGGAGGCCGCCUUUGUCACGCCGGUGCUGCUCAGUGUAGGGCUGCCCAAGAGCCUCUACAGCCUCGUGUGGCUCAUCAGCCCUAUCCUGGGCUUCGUGCUGCAGCCCGUGGUAGGUUCAGCCAGUGAUCACUGCACCUGUAGCUGGGGCAGGAGGCGACCUUACAUUCUGGGUCUGGGCAUCAUAAUGCUGUUAGGCAUGGCUUUGUACCUCAAUGGGGACGUGAUGAUCUCAGCUUUCAUCGCUGAGAGAGACAAGCAGCGGACGUGGGCAAUAGUCAUUACCAUGCUGGGAGUAGUACUUUUUGAUUUUGCAGCUGAUUUUAUUGAUGGUCCAAUCAAAGCAUAUUUAUUUGAUGUCUGCUGUCAUCAGGAUAAAGAGAAGGGUCUGCAUUACCACGCCCUCUUUACAGGUUUGGGAGGAGCCCUGGGUUACCUUACAGGUGCUAUGGAUUGGGGUCAAACUUUACUAGGAUAUACCUUGGCAUCAGAAUUCCAGGUGAUUUUCUUCUUCGCAGCCUUGGUUUUCAUAAUCUGCCUUACCGUACAUCUGUGCAGUAUUGCUGAAGUCCCACUCAGAUAUGAAAAUGACGAGGCAAAGUUCUUGUUGGAAGAGACUGAACCCCAUAGAUACCACUCGAUAGAGGAGGAAAUAAGGAAUGGUCCCUUAAAAUCAACGUGUACUGAAAUAAAGGCUGCAGCCAAGCCAGGGAAAUGCGCGGCUGUGUCACGCACAGAGGAAAAGAGGCAGAUGACCCUUAAAUCCCUCUUGAAGACACUUUUAAGCAUGCCAUCCCACUAUCGCUGCCUGUGUGUGAGCCACCUCUUUGGAUGGAUGGCUUUCCUGUCCAACAUGCUUUUCUUCACGGAUUUCAUGGGACAGGUUGUGUACCACGGGAAUCCCUAUGCACCUCACAACUCCACACAUUACCUGACCUACAAAGCAGGGGUAGAGAUGGGAUGCUGGGGGCUGUGCAUCAAUGCAAUUUCUUCAUCAGUCUAUUCGUACUUGCAGAAAGUCCUUCUGCCAUACAUAGGAUUAAAGGGACUUUAUUUCAUGGGAUACCUACUUUUUGGACUGGGUACUGGAUUAAUUGGCUUGUUUCCCAAUGUCUAUUCCACUCUGGCUCUUUGUUCACUCUUUGGAGUCAUGUCCAGCACACUUUACACAGUGCCAUUCCACCUCAUUGCAGAGUACCACAGGGAGGAGGAGAGCCAGAAGCUGCAGGAAGGGGAGCAAGAAGGGGAGCACGGGCGAGGGAAGGGCAUCGACUGUGCCGCCCUGACCUGCAUGGUGCAGCUGGCCCAGAUCAUUCUGGGUGUGGGCCUGGGGCUCCUGGUGAGCGUGGCCGGCAGCGCCGUCACCAUCAUUUCGGCAUCCACAGUGGCACUGGCUGGCUGCUGCUUUGUGGCCUUCUGCAUUCGCUACGUGGACUAG
Molecule: messenger RNA, 1703 nt
Organism: Camarhynchus parvulus
Lineage: Eukaryota; Metazoa; Chordata; Aves; Passeriformes; Thraupidae
Gene: SLC45A2
Product: solute carrier family 45 member 2
Exons: 7
Coding region: 63-1703 (546 amino acids)
Cellular component (GO): membrane
Molecular function (GO): sucrose:proton symporter activity
Source: RefSeq, a predicted model, not a curated record